Molecule: messenger RNA, 2509 nt
Organism: Oreochromis niloticus (Nile tilapia)
Lineage: Eukaryota; Metazoa; Chordata; Actinopteri; Cichliformes; Cichlidae
Gene: znf346
Product: zinc finger protein 346
Exons: 7
Coding region: 101-1036 (311 amino acids)
Molecular function (GO): nucleic acid binding; zinc ion binding
Source: RefSeq, a predicted model, not a curated record
CUGCCUGCCUGUUAGAGAACAGCCCACAGUGGGAAGUCCUUUUGCUCUGCCUGCGAGUUGCGCAUGCGUGUUCGGACGCCGCUGGCUGUGAGUAGAAUCUAUGGCCGUCGCGAUGCAGACCGACGAUUUUCCUUACUUACCUUCGGGACCAGCAGAGAUAAAUAAGAUGAUAAAGGAGCAUGGCGACCUGUUUUCUGACUCCCAGUGUAAAGUCUGCAGUGCUGUCCUAAUUUCUGAAUCUCAGAAGUUGACUCAUUAUCAGAGCAAGAAGCAUGCCAACAAAGUGCGGCGCUAUCUUUCCAUCCAAAAUGAAAAAGAGCCAGCACUCAAAAAGCUGAAGCCCUUAACGUCUGACAGCGACUGUAACAAUGGAGACACAGACCGGUUUAAGGUGUGUCAUGUAUGUAACAUGACCUUCUCUGCUCCAGUAGUGGCUGAGUCUCACUAUCAGGGCAAAGUUCACGCCAAGAACCUGAGGUUGAAAGCAGUUGGACCUCAAGCUCUAGUAAACUCUCAAAUAGCGCCAACACCUCAACUAAAGAAGAAACCUGCUGAUGAUUCAAGCGGCACUCCAGUGACAGGAAACAACAACAAUCCAGACCGUUUCUGCUCCAUAUGUCAGGCCUCCUUCAAUAACCCGCUCAUGGCCCAGCAGCACUAUGUAGGCAAGAAGCAUAGAAAACAGAUGACAAAGCUUAAACUGAUGGAGACGUACGGGCCAUCCACAGCACCAGCUUCCACACUAAAUGGCUAUCCAUGCACCAUCUGCAACAUUGAACUGAACUCUGUGGAGCAGUACCAGUCACAUAUCAGCGGAGCCAAGCAUAAGAAUCAAGUGAAGAAAUCAAGCCUGAAGAUCACAGAGAACAAACACCCGGCAGAUCAAUCGUACAGCAGCGACAACCAGUAUGCUGCCCCCGAUGGCCAGUACCCGCCCGGGGAGGAGCAGUUUGGCAGAGGCGACAACUACGUAGGCGGAAAUAACCAGUAUGCUCCAGAGGACACGGCGUACACAGAGGAGUACCAGUACACUUGAGGCUGGACUGGGAUGGACUAAAGAGGUUUCAGUCAGGACUUGGAAUGACACACAACAACCAGCCCCUUUAACGUAUUAACAAAACAUCAACCUCUAUGAACCUUCAGCCCCUGUCAGUCUCUUCUGAGUAGGUGUUUCCCUGGAACACAGUAAUGUAGCUUUGGAUCCUGGAACAACAUUUUGAGUUUCUGACCGAAACGGUUUAAAGAAUGUGAGUUUUUUUUCUGUUUUAGUUUUUUUGUUUUUAUUUAUUUCUCUUUUAAUGGAAAAAAAGAAGCUUUUCACUCAUGGAAAGUUAUUUAACCCUUCAGUGUGUGAUAAAGGAAGUGUAGUCCAACAUCCGGGCGUAGUGUACAAACACCAGACACUAACAGGGGAAAGUCUGCAUUGAAAUUUUUGUCAGCCCAUGUUUAUCCCUAAACUAACCAGUAUUAACACCUCAUACCUGAGCCACAUGCAAGCAGUGAACUCUACAAAGCAAAGCAGCUUCAUACUUCUCAUCUCACCUCUUCGGUUUGGGUUGUAGCUCCUGUAAAUGCAUUUAUUGAGACACGCCCCUUUCCCAUGUCUCAAGACACAGUAACUGAGUCAAACUGAGGCUUUAUGUCUGGAUUUAACAGACUAAAGCUGAUGUUUUUAAUGUCCUGGACAAAGCUGAUAUUAUCGUUCAAGUGGCCCACAGUUUUUCUUUUUUACUCCCCUUGUCUUGGUAGCUGCAGUUUUUACUGUAAAAACACAAGAGUAGGUGAGCCUCAAUUAGAUCAUUUCAGUACUUCAAAAGGUAUCCAAAUGUGUCAACAACAACCAUAGUAUUCAAAGAGUUUGAUUAUUAUUAUUGUUUUAUAAAACAUUAUCUUUCUAGACUUUAAGCAUACAAAUGUUAUCAUGCAAAGUUUUAACAUCAUCACUGACUUUUGGAACAAAGUAUAAUUUUCUUUUUUUGUACUGUUGAGUUAAAGUCUCCUUUUCUUUAAGGGUGUUUCUUUAAGGGUUUAUUAAUUAUCCCACGUGUCCAAACUCUGUAGAGACUGAUAGAUGCUUUCUGAGCUCUGUAACUACUGUCAGUAGCAGAGAUCACAGUAUUUACCACGGAGAAGAAAAGAGUGAUGUCAAAUUAGGAAGUGAUGUCAACAUAAGAAUAACAAUAAUGUUUUAUUAGUCUGCUUUUCCUCAUAAAGAAUUGGUUCAAUAUUUUAAUAAUGAAUGUCUUCAAGUUUUUGGCUAAAGGGAAAAAAAGAUUUUGUUUGGAUGUAAUUUAUACCAAGAGGGCUUGUGCAUACUGUACAGUACAUCCUGUAUUUAAAAAGAAAAAAAGAAAACAACAACAAAAGUGAGCUUUUUGUUUUUACCCUCAUCGUUUGAGUGUUCGGUGUUUUUGUGAUUAAGAUUUGCUUUCGAUAUAAGUUAUGUAUCGCUGAGGGUACAAAAAAUGCUGCAAAGGUGUGUAUAAAGUAGAGACAUGUUUUAAAAGAG